Messenger RNA from Chaetomium globosum CBS 148.51, 1176 nucleotides. RefSeq lists its product as uncharacterized. Gene Ontology annotation, molecular function: hydrolase activity. The record is from RefSeq and is a predicted model, not a curated record. Bases 1 to 1176 code for a protein of 391 amino acids. The transcript is spliced from 3 exons. Lineage: Eukaryota; Fungi; Ascomycota; Sordariomycetes; Sordariales; Chaetomiaceae.
AUGUCGACUUCAUCAUUGACUCCUCGUCUCACACGCCGGACCAGGAUCGUGUGCAUCAGCGACACCCAUAAUUCCACUGUCAAGCUGCCAAAGGGCGAUGUCCUGAUACACGCUGGCGACCUCACGAACCAGGGGAGCUACUCCGAGCUCUCCAAGGCUGUUCAAUGGCUCGAAAAGGCUGACUUUGAGGCCAAGAUUGUUAUUGCAGGAAACCAUGAUAUCACGCUUGACCAUGAUUUCUACUCGAAGCACGGAUCAAGUUUCCACAACCAAACCCCCCAAGAUCCGGCAAAGUGUUUAUCCCUGUUUACUUCAAGCCGCACUAUCACAUAUCUCCAGAACGAGAGCGCUACCGUUAGACUAACGAAGCCUGGCGGUCCCGGCACCGAAUUCACCGUUUUUGGAUCCCCUUACAGUCCCCAAUAUGGCACAUGGGCCUUCAUGUACCCCCGUUCAACGAGUCACAAACCAGAAUCGUCAGACUCUGCCAACACGGCAACAGAGCUAUGGGCAGCCAUUCCCCCAACCACUGACAUCCUCGUCACCCACACGCCGCCCUAUUCACACUGCGAUGACGAGUACGGAUGUGUAGAGCUGCGGAAGACGCUCGCCAAAGUACGACCCCGACUCCACGUGUGCGGCCACGUUCACCAAGGCAGAGGAGCGGAGCGCGUGAGAUGGGACACGGACCGCCUCACCACCGAAGACGAGGCUGCUGCCGAGGCCUCCGUGGAAGCAUGGGAAGAUCCCAAUCCGGAUCCAUCAUCCGCCAAGAUCAGCCUGGUUGACCUCACAGGGCGCGGGGGGAAGCACCCUCUCGAUUUUACGAACGCCGCACAACCAGCCGGUGACACGCCCGAGCACUUACCGGACCCGCCAGCCCAACGGUUCCCAUGUGCCUCGUCCCAUCCCGGGCCCGGGGGUCAGGAUAGGGAGGGGCCGGGGGAUCCGGAAGCGCGGGUCGGGAACCCUGAUUCAGCUCUGGCGGUUGAGCAUGGGGGCGCCAUCUCCGAAAGCAUGGGGCAGCCCGCCGCCGCCGCCGCGACGGACCGCACGGGCAGACGAGAAACGUGCAUUGUCAACUGCGCUAUUGUUGCCACGGGCUGGCCGCAUACAGGGGGGAAGCGGUUCAACAAGCCGAUCGUGGUUGACCUUGACUUGCCGGUGUGGGGGUGA